AUGGCUUCAACCUGGACCCCUCCAGCUACCGGCACCCUUUGCUGGAUUGAAAUUCCCGUCACAAACCCUGAACGAGCUAAAUCAUUUUACACCACUGUUUUUUCCUGGACUUUCAUGGCUAUGCCACCCAAAACCGAUGCUCAGCAGGCAGCCGAAAAGGAUAAUCCAUGCAACAAGACUGUUGCUCUCUUCCGCUUCCCAGACGAGAAGUUUAGCCACUUGGGUGGUGGUCUGAGUCUGGUAUCGGAAGAGGAGAUGCAACGAUACAAGCAGGGCGAUGGUAGCGAGGGUUUUUCUACUCGCAAAGGCGGAAAUCCAGGUAUUACCCUAUACUAUAUGGUGGAUAAUUUGGAUGAGUGCAUGAAGGCCAUUGUUACCAAUGGUGGGAAGCAGCUGAGUGGAGAAUUUCCCGAGGGUGAUCAUGGAAAGAUUAUGUAUGCUGAGGACUCCGAAGGGAAUAGGUUGGGUAUUUAUAAAUUUGUUGGAACUGGGUGUUAA
Molecule: messenger RNA, 498 nt
Organism: Ophidiomyces ophidiicola
Lineage: Eukaryota; Fungi; Ascomycota; Eurotiomycetes; Onygenales; Onygenaceae
Exons: 3
Coding region: 1-498 (165 amino acids)
Source: RefSeq, a predicted model, not a curated record